This is a messenger RNA of Capsicum annuum, 2384 nucleotides long. RefSeq names its product pentatricopeptide repeat-containing protein At4g31070, mitochondrial. Gene Ontology annotation, molecular function: protein binding; RNA binding. Gene Ontology annotation, biological process: RNA modification. The record is from RefSeq and is a predicted model, not a curated record. NCBI's taxonomy places the organism in Eukaryota, Viridiplantae, Streptophyta, Magnoliopsida, Solanales, Solanaceae. Bases 266 to 2119 code for a protein of 617 amino acids. The transcript has a single exon.
AUGAAAGCCAAUCUCAUUAUCAAUCCCGCAUCAUGCAACUCAUACUCCUUGACCCAUAAUUUCUUGGUAUGUUCACCUCCAUCAACUCAUGAUACAAUAACUAGUGAAAUCAUAUUAUGCUAUGUAUGUCCUCGGUUUAAAUCUCUCUGAUGAACGUAUGCCUGUAAUACUCUAUUUCUCAUGACAUAGUUAAGUGUCAAAGCUAUCUAUAGUAUUCUUUCUUGCUUUAGAUCCUCAUUUUCUAGCCCUUCAAUGACCGCCUUUAAUGUUAAGUUGGACAAAUAAUAAAAUGGGAAAGACAAUCAAAAGGUUCAUAUCAAUUUUAGAACCAUCAUGCUUUUCAGAAGUUCACAACACAAUCAAACAAUUGGUUCUUAAAGGAAAAUAUGAUCAAGUCCUUGAGCUUUACAGUACAAAAAUUCACUGCUGUUCUCUCUCCCAUACAAGUACUAUCUUCCUUCUUCCUUCAAUCAUCAAGGCUUGUUCCCAUGCGGAAACGCAUCAAUUCUUGGGCCUUCAGCUUCAUUGCCAUGUCCUCAAAAAUGGGUAUUCUUCGGAAUCCGCAAUAUCUAAUUCUUUCGUAUCUAUGUAUGGGAGAUUUUCCGAAACAAAAGAUGCAUACCAAGUGUUUGAUAAAAUGGCUGAGAGAGAUACCAUCUCCUGGAAUUCAAUGAUAAAUUGCUGUUAUUUAAAUGGGUAUUUAUUAGAAUCAUUGGAGUUAUUUAAGGAGAUGUAUGUACAGGGUUUUGUGCCCAAGCCUGAGCUAAUCGCCAGCGUUCUGUCGGCUUGUGUUCAGACCAAGAAUUUGAGAUUAGGAAGAGCUAUCCAUGCUCUUACGGCAGUUGAUGACAGACUAGAUAUUUCGGUUUUUUUGACAACUGCAUUGGUGGACUUUUACUGGAAAUGCUGUGAGCCGGAGUUGGCUUUUGAUGUUUUCCAGAGAAUGGAAGUGAAAAAUGAAGUCUCCUGGACUGCUAUGAUAUCUGGAUGCAUAGCUGAGGAGUUGUAUGCCGAAGCACUUGAAUUAUUUCGUUCAAUGCAGGUGGAAAAUGUUAAACCAAAUCGAGUUACAUUGACUAGUAUAUUACCAACUUGUGCUAAGUUAGGUAUAGAGAAGUAUGGAAAAGAGAUUCAUGGAUAUGCAUUUCGCCAUGGGUUUGACUCGGAUACUAAAUUUCAAUCUGCUAUAUUAUACAUGUAUUCUGAAUGUGGGGAAGCAUGGCAGGCAAUAAAGAAAAUAUUCGAUCGGUCAACUAAAAAAGAUGUGGUAAUGUGGACUGCUAUCAUAACGUGCUAUUCUCGAAAUAUAUCUGGUUGUCAAGAAGCUAUAAGGCUUUUCAAUCAGAUGCAAUUGAAUGGAAUUCAACCGAAUGAUGUUACUUUAUUAGCACUAAUUUCUGCUUGUGCUAAACUAUUAUCAGUAUACCAUGGACAAGUAAUGCAUGGCUAUGCUUUUAGAAGUGGUCUUAGUUCAUAUUUGUUCAUUGGUAACUCCCUCAUAAAUAUGUAUUCAAAAUGUGGUUUUCUUAAGGACUCUGCUCAAGUUUUCCAAGAGAUGUCUAUAAGAGAUUCUGCAUCAUGGAGUGCAUUAAUCAGUGCUUAUGGGACUCAUGGUUCUGGAGACAAGGCUUUGAAACUUUUUCUUGAAAUGAAAGAGGGUGGGAUAAAGACGGAUUCCAUUGCAUUACUUGCAGUUUUAUCAGCAUGUAAUUACUGUGGUCGUUUUGAGGAGGGAAAGAAGCUUUUUGAUGAAGCGUCAAAGGAUAAAAGUUUCUCAAUUACUGUGGAACUUUAUGCUUGCUACAUUGAUCUCCUGGGAAGGGCUGGUAAACUUGAAGAUGCUAGUGAGGUCAUUAACAGAAUGCCUACGAAACCGAGCAACAGAAUUUGGAGUUCCCUGAUCUCCUCUUGUAAAUUACAUGGAAGACUGGAAGUUGCAAAGCGUUUGGCUCAUAGACUCACCAAAUCUGAACCCGAAAAUGUUGCUAAUUAUGCUUUGUUAAGCUUGGUAUACGCUGAAUCUGAAAACUGGCCCGGGGUUGAAGAUGUAAGGCGAGACAUGAAAGAAAGAAAACUGAGAAAAAGCUGUGGGUUUAGCAGAAUUGAGCUAGAUGACUAGAUUUUAUAAUCCUUUUGUGCACCCAACAAGCGCACAUUAGGUUCAGUUUUCAAAAACUAGUCAUGAUUCAAGAUUGAUACACUUCUUAUUUAUCAGAUAAUCCAUGAUUGAUCUACCUUAGAAACACACAUCUGCAGUUCCUAUAUAUAAAAAGGGAUUGACUGUGUUGGGUUCGAAAUCGAGAGUGUGUCAUGCGGAAGCUUAAAAUUUGUAAACCAUGAAGACGAUAAUUCAGAUGACACAAAAAAUACUAAAAAUAUAUUAU